GAGACUCGUCGUUCGACGGUGUUCCAGACGUGUUGCCGUGUUGGUUUCUGUUGGUGCUGAAUUUCAACGUGACCGCGUUCUCUUGGUGCGAGAAAACCCAGUUCAGUGGAUGUACGAGAAGAGUCGGACGAGGGUUGGAAAGGUUGGAAAGGUUGGAGAAAGGAAGGAAGGGGAGAGAAGAAAUUCGACCGCCCGAAGAAGACAGGACAAGACGAAGGGGUGGAAAGAAAUUUUAAGGAUAUUGCCACGGUUAUCCUCCUCCAUCUCGACAUCUGUUCCCGUGAUCGUUCUAGUUGACGUCCAUGGCCUCCAACCGGCUAUAAGGGUUGCUUCUCCGUGGAAACCCGGGGGGCUACCACGUUCACCCAUUGGCCACGAGAGUAUCUGUAGCCUUAUACUCGUUGUCUGCCAGGUAUCUAGAAACGGUGCAUGCGCUAAUCAGCCGUCUCGAAGAGUUUUCACGGUAACUGGAGCACGGCCGGUCGAUCCGGCGCGAAGAGGGGCAAAAGAGGCGAAGCUCGUGUGCAGAGACAGGAAGAUGGAUCGUUGCUCAGGUCCCGCAGCAAUGUCCUUGGACGCUGUCUGUGCCUUAGGACAGCACGUAAUCAUACCAGUCCGCUAUUACUUCCUAUAACGCUAUCUACGCCAGGAAACGCCAUUGCUCGCUCGUUCCUACGUAGGUACGUGGUCCAGGGACGCCGAGGAUGAUGAGAUCUGCAGGCUUGCAUCCUGAUGAGACUAUUAGGAUGGCUUGAUAAGUCCAUAAUAUUCUGGUCGAUGCCGGGCAGCGCCG
Molecule: messenger RNA, 793 nt
Organism: Apis florea (little honeybee)
Lineage: Eukaryota; Metazoa; Arthropoda; Insecta; Hymenoptera; Apidae
Source: RefSeq, a predicted model, not a curated record